GGCCUCAGGCCCGGCUCCGCGGAUUCGGCUCCGCGGAUUCGGCUCCGCGCCGGGGGCGGGUCCGGGGGCGGGUCCGGGGCGUUCAGAUGCCCGCGACGGAAGGACCUGUUUCAACAGCCCCAGCUGAGGUCGGCGGCCGGCGGGGAGGUAAGGGGCUCAGAGACGCAAACGUUCCCUCCCGGAGCCAAGUUCCCCGCUGUUCUCGCGGGCCACCUCGUUUUCCUUCCCCCACUGGCCGCGACUCGGAGGGUUCCGUUCCGCGGCGGGGGCGCGGCCGGGGACUGGGCUGCGAGUGGGCUGCGGCAGGCGGGUCGGAUAGAGUUCGCGGCCCGCCCCGAGGCCGCCUCACGACAGCCCGAAGACAAAAGAGGCUCGGCGGGGGCGUCGUCGCCCCACGCCCGGAACUCAGUUCCCCACUUCUCCCGCGGGGCCGCCAGAGACCUGCGAGCGUCGGGAGCGCUACGGGCCUGGUCAAGGCGGGGUAGCCAUAGCGCCAGCCCCUAUCUCCGCCCCCGCGCCUUUCAGCAGUAAGAAACUCUAGUUGGCUUGCUUUCCAGUCAUAGUUUGGUUCUGUCAUUUUAAAAAGUCCGUACCUUGUAACGCCGGGCUCCAUCUCGAGAACUGACCGAGGCUGUGAGUGCUUGGGAACCGGGCCCGCUCGGCGGCCGCAGCCCGGGCGUCCCACCUCCUUGCAGCAGGUCGGACGCCGAGGCCCCGGAGCAACGCGGAGAUGAGGAGCAGGAGCAAUUCCGGGGUCCGCUUAGACGGAUACGCGCGGCUGGUGCAGCAAACAAUCCUGUGUUACCAGAAUCCCGUCACGGGGCUGCUGUCAGCCAGUCACGAGCAGAAGGACGCCUGGGUGCGGGAUAACAUCUACAGCAUCCUGGCCGUGUGGGGCCUGGGCAUGGCCUACCGCAAGAAUGCUGACCGUGAUGAGGACAAGGCCAAGGCCUAUGAGUUGGAGCAGAACGUGGUGAAACUGAUGCGGGGUCUUCUCCAGUGCAUGAUGAGACAGGUGGAUAAAGUGGAGAGGUUCAAGCACACUCAGAGUACCAAGGACAGCCUGCAUGCCAAGUACGACACCGCCACCUGCAGCACCGUGGUGGGCGACGACCAGUGGGGCCACCUCCAGGUUGAUGCCACCUCCCUCUUCCUCCUGUUUCUGGCCCAGAUGACUGCCUCCGGCUUACGUAUUAUUUUCACUCUUGACGAGGUGGCCUUCGUACAGAAUCUUGUUUUUUACAUAGAAGCUGCAUAUAAAGUCGCUGCCAACCUGAAUCAGGAUGGAGGGCAACACCAUCGGCACCUGGGCAGGAGCUGCGGUGCCGUGGGGAUCACCCCAGGCAGCCCACAGGAUUAUGGAAUGUGGGAACGUGGAGAUAAGACCAAUCAGGGCAUUCCAGAACUGAAUGCAAGCUCUGUAGGAAUGGCCAAGGCAGCCCUAGAGGCAAUUGACGAACUGGACCUUUUUGGAGCCCAUGGAGGUCGCAAGUCCGUGAUCCACGUUCUGCCUGAUGAGGUCGAACACUGCCAGUCUAUUCUGUUCUCCAUGCUGCCAAGAGCAUCGACAUCUAAAGAGAUAGAUGCUGGGCUUCUUUCCAUUAUUUCUUUCCCGGCCUUUGCAGUGGAAGAUGUGAACCUUGUGAAUGUGACCAAAAAUGAAAUUAUUUCCAAGCUCCAGGGGCGUUAUGGAUGCUGUCGCUUCCUUCGAGAUGGUUAUAAAACCCCAAGAGAGGACCCAAACCGAUUGCAUUAUGACCCUGCUGAACUCAAGCUCUUUGAAAACAUUGAAUGUGAAUGGCCUGUGUUCUGGACUUAUUUCAUAAUAGAUGGGGUCUUCAACGGUGAUGCCGUUCAGGUCCAAGAAUACCGAGAGGCCCUGGAGGGAAUAUUAAUCAGAGGCAAGAACGGGAUCCACCUGGUGCCUGAGCUCUACGCCAUCCCGCCUAACAAGGUAGAUGAAGAGUAUAAGAAUCCUCACACGGUGGACAGAGUUCCUCUGGGGAAGGUGCCCCAUCUGUGGGGUCAGUCCUUGUACAUCCUCAGCUCCCUGUUGGCAGAGGGAUUCCUUGCCACUGGUGAAAUUGAUCCCUUAAAUAGAAGAUUUUCCACUUCCGUCAAACCUGAUGUCGUAGUACAAGUGACUGUUCUGGCAGAGAACAACCACAUUAAGGAGCUGCUGAGGAAACAUGGGGUGAGCAUCCAGAGUAUUGCCGACAUUCAUCCAAUCCGAGUCCAGCCAGGCCGGAUUCUUAGUCACAUAUAUGCCAAGCUUGGACGGAAUAAGAAUAUGAAAUUGAGUGGGCGACCAUAUCGGCACAUUGGUGUCCUUGGAACAUCUAAACUAUAUGUGAUUAGGAACCAAAUCUUUACUUUCACACCCCAGUUCACUGACCAGCAUCACUUCUACCUGGCCCUGGACAAUGAGAUGAUGGUGGAGAUGCUGAGGAUCGAGCUAGCCCACCUGUGCACCUGCUGGCGGAUGACGGGCAGACCCACGCUCACCUUCCCUGUCACCCACACCAUGCUCACAAACGAUGGCUCAGAUAUUCAUUCUGCUGUUCUUUCUACAAUUCGAAAACUAGAGGAUGGAUAUUUUGGAGGAGCUAGAGUAAAAUUAGGGAGUCUUUCGGAAUUUCUCACCACCUCCUUCUACACGUAUCUGACCUUCCUGGAUCCAGACUGUGAUGAGAAGUUGUUUGACGAUGCCAGUGAAGGGAGCUUCAGUCUUGAUAGUGAUUCAGAUUUGGGAGGAUAUUUGGAAGACACCUAUAAUCAAGAAAGCCAGGAUGAACUUGACCAGUAUAUCAACCACCUCCUGCAAAGCACAUCCUCGAAGUGCUAUCUGCCACCUCUUUGUAAGAAGACAGAGGACAGCCAUGUUUUCAGUGCCAUCUACUCCACUCGGGAUAUACUUUCCGUGAUGGCAAAAGCAAAGGGUUUGGAAAUUCCAUUUGUUCCCAUGGCUUUGCCAACUAAAGUUCUAAGUGCCCACCGUAAAUCACUGAAUCUUGUUGAUUCUCCUCAGCCGCUCCUAAAAAAGGCCCCCGAAGAUGACUUCCAGUUUCCCAGAGAUGACCACGGCGACGUAGACUGUGAGAAGCUGACUGAGCAGCUAAAAGAUUGUUCGAACCUACAGGACCAAGCGGACAUUCUGUACAUUCUGUAUGUAAUAAAACAGAAGACGACGCAGCCCUCUCGGGGUCCCGGCUGGGACACAAAUCUCUCUGGACAGCACGGGGUCACUGUUCACAACCUCCUCAGCGAGCUCUAUGGAAAAGCCGGCUUGAACCAGGAGUGGGGUCUGAUCCGCUACAUCUCUGGCCUACUCAAGAAGAAAGUGGAAGUCCUGGCUGAGGCCUGCACGGACCUGCUGUCGCACCAGAAGCAGCUCACGGUGGGCCUGCCGCCAGAACCCCGGGAGAAGACCAUCUCUGCGCCUCUUCCCCCCGAGGAGCUCACAGAACUCAUUUACGAAGCCAGCGGGCAGGACAUCAGCAUCGCUGUCCUCACGCAGGAGAUUGUGGUUUACCUGGCAAUGUAUGUCAGGGCACAGCCCAGCCUCUUCGUGGAGAUGCUGAGACUCCGGAUUGGACUCAUCAUUCAGGUGAUGGCCACGGAGCUGGCGCGGAGCCUGAACUGUUCAGGAGAAGAAGCUUCUGAAAGUUUGAUGAACCUCAGCCCUUUCGAUAUGAAAAAUCUCCUACACCAUAUUUUAAGUGGAAAAGAGUUUGGUGUUGAAAGAAGCGUGCGGCCUAUCCAUUCCUCCACAUCCAGCCCUGCCAUCUCCAUCCAUGAGGUGGGACAUACUGGAGCCACCAAAACCGAGAGGAGUGGCAUCAACAGGCUGAGGAGUGAGAUGAAACAGAUGACUAGGCGAUUUAGUGCUGAUGAACAGCUCUUUUCUGUGAGCCAGGCCCCGGCCGGCAGCGCACGCUCCUCCAAGUCUCUGAGGUCCAGCACCCCAUCCUCACCCACGGGCACGUCAUCGUCAGACUCAGGUGGGCAUCACAUCGGCUGGGGGGAGCGGCAGGGCCAGUGGCUGCGCAGGAGAAGGCUGGACGGGGCCAUCAACAGGGUCCCCGUGGGAUUCUACCAGAAGGUGUGGAAGAUCCUUCAGAAGUGCCACGGUCUGUCCAUCGACGGUUAUGUGCUCCCAUCCUCGACGACGCGAGAGAUGACCCCACAGGAGAUCAAGUUUGCUGUCCACGUCGAGUCGGUGCUGAACCGAGUGCCGCAGCCUGAGUACCGGCAGCUGCUGGUGGAGGCCAUCAUGGUGCUGACGCUGCUCUCGGACACGGAGAUGAACAGCAUCGGGGGCAUCAUCCACGUGGACCAGAUCGUGCACAUGGCCAACCAGCUGUUCCUGCAGGACCAGAUGUCGAUCGGUGCCACGGACACGCUGGAGAAGGACCAAGCCACGGGCAUUUGCCACUUCUUUUACGACAGUGCUCCCAGCGGGGCUUAUGGGACAAUGACCUACCUAACGAAGGCGGUGGCUUCUCAUUUGCAGGAAUUGCUGCCCAGUUCAGGCUGCCAGAUGCAAUAGGGCCUCGGCGCUCUGAGUCUGUCACUUUCUCAUGGGAACUUUCUUGUGUUCCCCAAGAUCCCCUGUGCUGUCACAAAAGCAUUUCCCAUCAGAAGCACUGGCAGGGAGGAGAUGGCAGUGACACACCUGAAAGCAGUAUACGUCCAAGCCACAGAAUCCUGUGCCCGCCCCGAGGAGCGCCCUGGGAUCAUCGUCUACAUUCAUUUUGCUGGAAAGUUUGUCACAGCAUCUGGUCUCCUGGAGUCUGAGGAGGUAUUGGAAAUUGGUCUCUUUUGAGUGCAGAGUGAAGUGAGAAGGCAGCUUAAAUUGGCUUUCACAGAGUUACCGAACAGGUGCAAUGAGCUAGUGACACAUCUUCAAGAUGGAAAGAUCCUUCCAGCAGCUGCGGACCUUGACAAGGGGCACAUCUUAACAGGGUACAGUCUGUCUGUGGGUCAAAGUGUUUAGCAAAUAGAACAACUCAUUCUGCAGAGGUUUGGUUUUCUUGUGCCUUGCUUUCCUUCUUGGCCUGUUGCUGUCUGUCUUAUUGGCAUAGCUACCUUUGCGUGACAAUUCUCUUUCGCCAAGAUUUAGAAAAUUGCUCCCACUUAACUUUGGCUCAUGGUCUUCAAGGAUUUUAUCUUGGCCACCCAUGAGUUAGGGAUUUCUCCUGCCUUAUGAAAAAAUCCCACAUCAUCUUCCAGAAUCUAACCAAAAAAAAAAUAGAAAAAAGGCAGAGGAGAAGCCAGCUCUUCUUAUAGCUGGGCCAACUGUUGUUUUGGGGCUGGCAUAGGCAGGGAGUCCCUCUGGAAGGCCUGUGCCCCCGCCCCCGUCAUGGGGUGACGGCCGGCAGGGAGCGGCACGCCCCCCCGUGUUCUGGGGGAGCCACGUGAUGAGUCUGCAGCACCAGAUGCCACAGAAGUGCAUGGUGUGCUCAGAAACAAUGCUUCCCUCUGCGGCAGAGCCAGGCUGGGGCCUCAAGCCCUUCUCACAGCAGCACUUUUGCCUUAAGGCUCUCAGGUGGGGGUGUGGCUGGAGGCCUUGAUUGCAGAGGAGUGAGGGCAAAUCGUGAUGGGGCAGGGCCUCGCCAGUCUUUGCCAAGGUCCUAAUGGAUGGAGUUUCUCUCCAGGUGUCUUACGGGGAUGGGGGGGUGGGCAUGACACACAACAGGGAAAACCGUUUCUGUGAAUAAUGGACUUUGAAGGACAGUCACCUGGUGGCCUCGUGGUGCGCUCUGGCUGGUUGAGAGUGACGGCUUAGAUUGGUGAUGACUCUGCCUCUGAAAUGGAAACCUGGCCAUUGGAUCUUUGCAUGGAAGUUUGCGUGAAGGUGGAGAAAGCCGAUGCUCAGGCUGCUUUGAGAGGACAGCAAGGUGCCCGGUGCCCCUCAGAGUCAAGAUGCGGCACUGACCAGUAUUCUUGAAGCAGAGGAAAGGCAGGGAGGGUUCCUGCUAAAGAGCCUUGCUUCAGUCCAAGCCAAACACUUUGUAGUUGCCCCUGGGGGAGAGAGUCUGGAACACGAGUCUUGGCUCACCCGCUCGGUGGUGCACAGGCACUGUUUACACAGGACAUCGAUGCCUUGGCUUCAUGUUUAUUUGAAACCAUAAUGUUUUCCUUGCUGAGGUACAGAGUAGUUACGUAAAGAAAAGUGCCCAAAAUCUCUUUCAAUUUCUGCUCCAGUGGACUCCCGCAUCCCCCCCCCCCUUCCUAUUACUGUCGAUAUGUCAAACCUUUCUCCUCAGAUUACUAGAUGGUUCCUUCUGUCAUUCAUCGGCACGUGUGGGACGCUCUGUCUGUGAUUCAGCGCUCAAGGCCCUCAGCCUGCGCAGGAAAGCCAAUGUGAACAGGUGACCAGGCUUUAGCGUGGCGGGGGGGGGCGUGACAGAGCUGGACGAGGGCUGGGCUGGGAAGGUAGGGCCGGCCCAGAGCCCUGCCAUCAGCAUGGCAGACCCCAGAGACGGUGUGGGUGGCCUGGCGCCGUGCCCCCUGAGCCCCCCGCAGUGCCCAGAGCCUUCCUGUUUGUGCCCCGUCUUCCCUUGGAAGCCUGUUUGCUCUCAUGUUCCUCGGCAGGUCCAGGGGGGGUCACAGCCACCCACGUUUCAUAGUCGCAUUUUCAUGGCCUUUAUUUCUGGUGUCUUUAAGACAUGCUUGACAUAAACAAGACUCAUGUCAUUCACCAGACAGACUCCCUGGUAGAUCAUUUCAAACACAUAAUGUAAGAAAGGUACAAGCUGCUAAAGGCCCGGUUGCUUCUUUGGCAAAGGCUCGAGAAGAGUUACAGCCCACCAGAAUGAGCCAGGUGCUAAUUUAGAACGAUCACCUGCCUGUGGAUGACGCGCAAAGCCGCAGAUGCCGUGUUUGGGCUCACCAACCGAGACGCGGGCGGCCAGGACAAGAGCCAUAAUAAGCAAUUCAACUGAGCCUUCGAUUCACUCUUUUGAAACCUCUUUCAAAUGAAAUCCUGAAAUAGUACCACAUUUCCACAGGCAUCAAGCUGUCAGCUUCAAAGAAGAACAGGCUUCUGAGGCUUGAUCCCUUUCACAAGCAGCUGAGGCCCACACCACCAAGAAAAGGAACAGAUGUUCGAGGGGGAUGGGAGAGGCCUGUCCUGCCACCAUCCUGGCCUCUGCGGAUGGGCCCAGGUUUCCACACCAGGAGCCCCUGGCACCUUGGGGCUGGGCAGCAACGAAGACCCAACAGAGCCAAAAAUAAAUAAAUAAAUACAUACAUACAUACAUAAAUUUUAUAGGAAAAAAGAAGAACUUGAAUGUCAUAGAAAGCAGUUCUGGAUUUUGCAGGGCCUUGGGGUUAAAAUACUGAUGAUGAUUGUAUUGCAGAUGUGCAGAAAUAAGAGAGCUCUGUUUAAGAGGGUGCCGGGCCACAGAGCAUUUUCAUUUUAUUUCUUGGUAAACCCUUUUCUGCAGCUAAGAAGUAACAAAACUAAUCAACUUGAAUUCCAGUCACAGGAAGCCAGAUAUGCCCAGUAGCAACCCAGGCUGGGCUGGGGGAGCCGGGAGGCUGUCCGGUCAAACCCGCAUCUCCCCAGUGGACGUCAGUCCGGAGGUCAGAGCGUCUGCAACUCUCCUGAGGUGCGGCGAAUAAAAGGAGAGAUCGUUACGCAAUAGCUGCCUGGAUAGAGGAUGUAAAUGCUCCUUAUGUAAAAAAAGAAAGAAAAAAGACCAGAAGAUCAGGAGGCAAGAGAAACAAGUUUGUCAGUUGAUUGAUGCCAUUUAUUUCUGGACAAGAAGACAGGUGGCUCGGCCUCCCUUGAUGUAAAUUACAGCAGAGCAUCUCUCAGUUCUGUUGACUUGCGCGGGAGUCUGGCAAAUCGCUUUUGUCUUCCCUGCUUCCUUGUUGUCAAAAGGUACAAAAGCCUCCCACCCCCUCCCUUGGCACCAUUAUCUUUCAAGGUGACUCUUAUGCUUUUGAAGUCCCUGCCAUCUGUUCUGUACAGCUCUGCACUUCGCAUGUUCCCAGAAUGCCUUCUGUUCUCCCGGACUUGGCCACUGAUAACUCUGCUUGUGAGGGGAAGGUAAAGCCACACUGCCACCUUCUUAGAGCCCAGUGUCCCCUUGUUCCCUCAAAGCCAUUUAGGAGAAGCCGUAUCCUUAAGUUACCAAGAGAAUUCUCUGAGGAACAAGACCACCUGAAACCGCAAGAGAGACUGUUCUCAAACCUAAUGCACACAGCGUUUGAUAGUUUGGGAGAGGGAAAAAUUCCAUCAGAAAACAACUGUGUAUGUUUUUAAGGAACAUAUGUGCAAUUUUGGCAAAAAUGCCUUCUUAGAAGGACUGGAAUCAUGGGAACCAGUGAACUCUGACGUCACAUGACUCCCCCCUCCGUCUUGUUGCAGCAUGUCAGCUAUUCUGAAAAAUGAAUUGCUCAAGAAGGCACUUACUGGGGGCCUAUUACAGUAUUACCCAGGCGUCACUCGGCCCACAGAAUACGGACCAGCACGGCGGGGAUGAAGAAACGCCCGUCUCGUUUGAGAAGACCUCUAAGGAGGCACGUUGUCCAGCGUCCCAUGGAAGCGUUCCCAGCACUGCUCCACCAGGACAGCCACGCGUUGGCCCUCAAUCCUGAGCGUCUUUGACCUGUCCCUUAGCGGGGUGGCCUCCAGACGCCUCCAGCUGGUGGGCUAAGGGUGUAGCCCCAAGCUGCUUCUGAAAUGGGCGUGGGGCAAUGGUUACGCCUUCCAUUUUUCCUUUUAGAAAGACCUUUCCAGAUACAAACCCAGGAUAGACUUGCCAAGGAGAAUUCAUAGUCACUGGCUGUAUUCUCUCAUGGCCUCUGUGUCACCUUUCACCACUGUGUCAGAGUUUUUAGUUGCAAAUUACAGACAGCAACUCUAGCUGGGUAGGAAACACGUUUCUUAAAGGAUAUAGGAUAAGUCACAUGAUCACCAGACUUGGUGACUCCCCAGCCAAGAACAAGGCCCCAGGUCACCAGGCUCACACCCUGGAGCUUACACCACAGAUGCCCCCAACGCUGACCAAUGUCACUAGGACCACCGCCUCCUCUCUUUCAGAAACUAUUUUAAAUAUAGAGGCUGCCACCUGUCAACAGAGUAGGUUUCAUACAGUCACUAGCUGUCAAGUCAGACUCUGGCAGGUGUGUUCCAUCAGCUGGGGCGGGGUUGUCGGCUGAGAGGGAGGUUGGAAAAGCCAGUAUCUGAGACUUCCUCCUCCUCAAGUGGAGGUGGGGCCGGCUUCAUAACAUGGGGGACCACCCCCCCAGACCCAGGAAGGGCGUUCCGAUGCUGAGCAUCUAAAACUAAGCGUCCACUACAGCCAGGACCCUUGGCUUGUAUUCCUCUGUCCAGAGAAGCAGGACAUGUGCUCUCCUGGGGUCUGCCCUUUGGCGAGGCUUGGUCAGCGGGAGUGAAGAGGGUGUGCACAGCAGGCGGCCAGGGCCCCCUCUGGGCUCAAGCUGGACCAAUCACAGCUUCUCUCUGCCUGUAGAAAUGUUUCUAAGUCAUAGGGGCUGGGUCGCUGCUGCUACCCGGCCUGCACAGCAGACCACCUCCUGCCACUCAGCCUCUAAGGAGCUGUUGCAAAGCUCCCGGCAUACCAGCCCAGCCCUGGUAGCCUUUUCCUGGACCCUCUGAGUGACAGCCCAUCUGGGACAAGACGCAAAUGACUGUCUCAUCUUUCCUUCUAAGUCUUUAGCCAGCUGGGGGAUUUAAAAAUAAAGAGUUGGAACUGA
Balaenoptera acutorostrata (minke whale) is the source of this 9732-nucleotide messenger RNA. RefSeq names its product phosphorylase kinase regulatory subunit alpha 2 (gene PHKA2). Gene Ontology annotation, molecular function: calmodulin binding. Lineage: Eukaryota; Metazoa; Chordata; Mammalia; Artiodactyla; Balaenopteridae. The record is from RefSeq and is a predicted model, not a curated record. The transcript has 35 exons. Gene Ontology annotation, cellular component: phosphorylase kinase complex. Gene Ontology annotation, biological process: glycogen metabolic process. The coding region runs from base 731 to 4549 and encodes 1272 amino acids.